AUGCCAGGAGAUGUGAUAGUUGGAGGAAUGUUUCCGAUUCAUUACAGAGUCGUGUCCUCAAAUUCAUCGUCCAGCACAUCGCCGCAGUCUUCGGGAUGUGAGGGAUUCAAUUUCAGAGCUUUCCGUUGGGCCAGAACAAUGAUCCAUGCGAUUAAUGAAAUCAAUCAGAAUGAUUCAAUUCUACCAGAUAUACUGCUUGGGUACACAAUCUAUGACUCUUGUUUUACCAUUUCCAAAGCUGUUGAAGGAACAUUGACUUACCUGACUGGGCAAGAUGAAGCUGUACCCAACUACCGGUGUGGCAGUGGAGCUCCUUUGGCGGUGCUCAUUGGAUCUGGUGGAUCAGCUCUCUCUAUUGCAACUGCCAGAAUCCUAGGACUGUAUUACUUUCCUCAGGUGGAUUACUCAGCCUCUUGCUCAGUCCUCAGUGAUAAAUUUCAGUUUCCAUCCUUUAUCCGAACCAUACCAAGUGAUAUUUUUCAGUCUAGAGCAAUGGCAAAACUUGUCGUACACUUUGGAUGGACAUGGGUGGGCACAAUUGCAUCGGAUGAUGACUAUGGGAAAUAUGGAAUUAAAAACUUCAAAGAAGAGGUAGAAAAGGUUGGAGUAUGCAUCUCUUUUUCUGAGACUAUCCCCAAAGUUUAUGCAAGAGAGAAAAUAGUUCGAAUCGUGGACACAAUUGAGCAAUCAACUGCCCAAAUCAUUGCAGUCUUCUCUGCUGAUAUUGACCUGAGCUAUUUAAUGGAAGAAGUCAUGCAACGCAAUAUUUCUGGCAGAACAUGGAUAGCAAGUGAGGCUUGGAUUAACUCUGCACUGAUUUCCAAACCAGAGUAUUCCUCACUUUUAGGUGGAACUAUUGGAUUGGCAAUUCAACGAGCUGAUAUCCGUGGUCUACACAAUCAUCUCAUUCAAUUAGAUCCAAGAAAUUCUGGAGAAAAACUGAUAACUGAGUUCUGGGAGAGAGCCUUUGAUUGCAUGUGGCCAGAGCAUGGUGUGGCUAGGUUUUGUACAGGAAAGGAGGAUUUUGAUGAAAUCGACAAUACAUAUACUGAUAUAUCCCAACUGAGGCUGACGUACAGCGUGUACAAAUCUGUAUACACUGUGGCAAAUGCAUUGCACAAUAUGCACACCUGUAAGACAGGAGAGGGUCCAUUUGUUAAUGGAUCAUGUGCAAACAUCACAAAUUUUCAGCCAUGGCAGCUUAUGUAUUACCUGAAAAAUGUUCGGUUUAAGAGCCUUCUAGGGGAAGAAAUAUAUUUUGAUGUAAAUGGAGAUAUCGAUGCAAUGUAUGAUAUUAUGAACUGGCAGAGAACCUCCGAUGGGUAUAUCUCUUUUAAGGUAAUAGGCAGUUACAACGGGACCGCACCCCCAGGACAAGAGAUGACCAUCCAUAAUGAUUCUAUAAUUUGGAAUGAUGACCAGGUUACGCCUCCAUUUUCUGUAUGUAGUAAGAGCUGUCAGCCUGGCACCAGAAAGGGAAUUCGGCAAGGAGAACCUGUUUGCUGCUUUGACUGCAUUCUGUGUGCUGAUGGCGAGAUAACUAAUGAGACAGAUUCGAGGGAAUGUAUUCAGUGCCCUGAAGAUUACUGGUCCAAUGAAAACAGAGAUGAAUGUGUGCAUAAAGUGAUUGAAUACCUUGGUUAUAAUGAUGCCUUGGGAAUGACAUUAAUAGCACUAUCGAUAUUUGGGGCCUGCACUGCUGCAGCCAUUGCUGUGGUUUACAUGGUUCGAAAGAAUACUGCCCUUGUCAAAGCUAAUAAUCGUGGACUGAGCUUUAUGCUGUUAUUUUCACUAGUUAUAUGCUUUCUCAGUGCAAUCAUCUUUGUUGGCUUGCCAGUAGCAUGGUCUUGUAUGACACGACAGGUUCUUCUUGCUGUUAGCUUCGCUACCUGCCUUUCAUGUAUGUUAUCAAAGGCUGUUAAUCUGAUGCUCAAAGCCAAAGCAACCAAAGCAAAAUCACCUGAAGGCACAGAAACUAAACUUUUAGGCCCUUUUCAGCAAAGAAUUAUUGCAUUGAUCCUUGUCUUAUGCCAUGCUUGUCUCUGUACAGCUUGGUUACUAAUUCUCCCUCCUUACCCUAUCAAGAAUACACAGUCUCAAAAUAUCAAAAUAAUUAUGGAAUGCAAUGAAGGCUCUGUAGUGUUCCUGUGUUGUGUGUUAGGAUAUGAUGCAUUACUGGCUGCUAUUUGCUUUGUUUUUGCUUUCAUUGCUCGGAAAUUACCUGAUAACUUUAAUGAAGCCAAGUUUAUGACCUUUGCCCUGCUUGUCUUUUUUAUUGUUUGGAUUUCUUUUAUCCCAGCCUAUUUAAGCACUCGGGGUAAAUAUAUGGUAGCUGUUGAAAUGUUUGCCAUUUUGGCAUCCAGCUUUGGCUUGCUGGCUUGUCUUUUUGUUCCUAAAUGUUAUAUUAUCUUAUUGAAGCCAGAAAGGAACACAGAGGAAUUAGUUAAGGGCAAAACUGUUACAAAUGAUAAGAGUGCACCACCAACUUCACAGUCACUGACGAACUCAGCUAUAAGCACUGCCUGUUCAACAAUUACACUCAGUUAA
Messenger RNA from Carcharodon carcharias (great white shark), 2547 nucleotides. RefSeq names its product vomeronasal type-2 receptor 1-like. Lineage: Eukaryota; Metazoa; Chordata; Chondrichthyes; Lamniformes; Lamnidae. Gene Ontology annotation, cellular component: membrane. Gene Ontology annotation, molecular function: G protein-coupled receptor activity; olfactory receptor activity. The transcript has 7 exons. The record is from RefSeq and is a predicted model, not a curated record. The coding region runs from base 1 to 2547 and encodes 848 amino acids. Gene Ontology annotation, biological process: G protein-coupled receptor signaling pathway.